AUGGGGCUGGACAUCUCCAAGAUCCUCACCCCAAGCAAGGCUCUGUUCUACGGCAUCGUUGAAGGAAACACGGUUACACCGAUUGGUUCGGUAACACUACCAAUUACCUUUGGGACAAAAGAAAACUACCGUAUGGAGUACAUCAAGUUCGAGGUGGAAAACUUCGAGUCCUCGUAUCAUGCCAUCCUCGGCAGACCUGCUCUGGCCAAAUUCACGGCCGUACCCCAUUACAUCUACGUGGUCCUCAAGAUGCUAGGCAAGACAGGGGUCCUUACCUUCCGUGGUGACUUGAAGAAGUCCUACGUCUGCCAUCAAGAGGCAAUCGAGUACGCCUCAACUACACGCGUACCAGAACCUUCAUCUGAAGGAUUCACGACCGCAUAG
Molecule: messenger RNA, 384 nt
Organism: Panicum hallii
Lineage: Eukaryota; Viridiplantae; Streptophyta; Magnoliopsida; Poales; Poaceae
Exons: 1
Coding region: 1-384 (127 amino acids)
Source: RefSeq, a predicted model, not a curated record